AUGAGCGUGAAUUUGGUCAGUCGAAAGUUUGUUUUUCUGGCGGUCGGCUGCAUUUUUGUGCUUCUCGAAUGCACGUGGUACUUGACGGCUUUGGAGGAGAAGAAGGAGGAGAAGAAGGAGGAGGAGGUGUUGUUGCCGGGCGGUAAGUGCGCACACACUUUAUUCAAUGGAUAAACAUUUUUCGAUAAACUCAGAUAAUAUCACUGAAUUUGUGCCGCCCUUCAUUCCACUGCUCAACGAUUAUGCGGUAAGUUAGAGAGUAUCCUUGGGACCCGGAUUUUUUAAAAGUUCGGAGAAUCUAAGCAUGACUAUGAUAUUAUAAUUUUCCAUUUUCAGGUGGUCGGUGGAUACAAUCUGCUAGGAUGUAAUAUUCGAAAAAGCAUGUCACAGCUCAGCUACAAUAUCAUGUGCUAUCUGAAUAAUACCGAAGGAUUCUUGCAAAAUAAUCAAACUUUGUUGGAUACCUGGAAGAUUGACAGGUAUUUAUAAUUAUCCAAGAAAAAAAAAAGAAUUUAUCGAUAGAAUUUUGCAGAAUAAGUUGUCCUGGAAUUCAUUGGACCAUUUGGAAUCAAAUGAUUCGCGCCGGACAAGUGGAUAUGAGUAAGCUCACAAAGUUCGCGUUUAUCCGAAAUCCAGAAGAGAGAUUCGCCUCGUUUUAUGUGGAUAAAUGUAUGAGGUAUGUAUAAACAAAAAAAUUAUGGAUAAACGCUUAUCCGAAACACAUUUCAGAGCAGGCGCUUGUGAAAAUUGUACAGAUGUGCGGUGUGCCAGCAAAUUGGUUUAUGACAAGUGAGUCGCUUGAAUCUAUCCAUAAAUUUAUCGAUAAAUCAACUUUAUAAAAGACGUCCUCGGCCAAAAUUGUCAAUUUUGAACGCGAUCAUCCCCAAUCUUCGUUUAAAAUCUGCGAAAAUUCUGCGCCGACUUAGAAACGUCGCCCAUUAUUGUUAUUUCCCAAGAUGGAUUCAUGAUCUCUCCGGAGAACAUGUUCUACAGUAAUCCUGGAACUUGGCGCACUUUUGGUGCCUUGACGCUUUUCUGUUAACUUUGCAAAAACCGCGCGUAUUGUGUGUGCAAUUUCCAAGCGAGUUAUUAGGCAAUUUUCGGGAAAAUCUGAUCGUGAUCAUUGUUUUUUCGACCACUUAAAUCGCCGUUUCCAAUCUUUCGGCUUUGGCUAGCUUUUCGGCGUUUCGGGGAAAGAUCUGAUCACCCGAAUGGUUUUGAAGCUACAGUAAUCCGAAACGGAGACCAAUUUCAGACUGAUGACACUGGUACACAAUCAGAGUUCGAUUCUCAAGGACAAUCCGAAAUAUUGGCUGGAAUGGCACGCGGCACCGCAAACGUGGAACUGCGAUUUCAAUCAAUAUCUGUCGGAUUUCCAUCUCAUUCCGAUCGGAACCGCUCCCGAGGCUCGUGACGUGGCAAUGCGAAAAUUGCGAAAAGUGCUAGAGUUCGCCGGCAUUCCACAUCAUCACAUCGAGAAAAUUGUGCGCGAUUCGGCGGAAGGAGACACCGCACACGCCACGUACGAUUCCAGGGAAAGCGAAGAGGUUUUGAAGCAGGUUCGUCAUGAAUCGAUGCAGAAUUUUGUGUAGAACAAACGAUUCUCUUGAAGCGACACCAGAAAAUCAGUUUUAAAGCCUGUAGACGGGUUAGAAGCAGAGUUGAGCGGAAGAAUUUUUAUCUUUUUUAGAAAAUUUUUUCAUGGAAUGUGAUCAACUGACGAAAUGUAUAGCAAAGUGAACUCUGCACAUAGAAAAAUAAUUGUAAAAUUAGCUUUUCAUACAAAAAAGUUAUUCGAGUUGUUCCGUUGGCCCCUUUUUCACGCAGCAACUCGAAUAACUUUUUUGUAAGAAAAGCUAAAUUAACAAUUAUUUUUCUAUGAGCAGAGUUCAUUUUGCUAUUCAUUUCGUCAGUUGAUCACAUUUCAUUAAAAAAUGUUCUAAAAAAGAAAAAAAAAAUUCUUCCGUAUUCUAGCGUUGAGUUCUUCCUCUCAACCAGACUUGCAACGGGCCGGCCCGGGAGGAUGCACCUAAAAAUUCAAAGCGAACUAGAACUUCGAAACGAACAUAAUUUUAUAGACUUAAAAUUUUAUAGACUUAAAAAGGCAAUGUUAUAGCAUAAAAACCUGUUAAAAAAUAGAAAUUGCUGAUUAAAGUCGCAAAAUUUUCACAAAAAUUACGAAAAUUUUCUCAAGAGUGGGCGGAGCCGGGCCGGGCCGAAACCGGGCCGGGCCGGGCCGGCCCGGGAUUUGGCAAGUCUGCUCUCAACCCUGGUUAGAAGUCUAUAAAGUCUAGUAUUUAUAAAUUUUCAGGUACGUACCGACCCGUACAUCCGUCACUAUCUUCAUCGGACCUAUUAUCACGACUACGUGGCGUUCGGCUUCAAUAUGACCGGAAUUGUGGACUACCCACAAUCGGACCAGCAACUGCCGCUGCCGCUGCCGAAAUAG
Messenger RNA from Caenorhabditis sp. 36 PRJEB53466, 2449 nucleotides. The record is from the annotation of a GenBank genome assembly. Lineage: Eukaryota; Metazoa; Nematoda; Chromadorea; Rhabditida; Rhabditidae.